AUGGUUGGACGAACGCUUAUUGACGUUGCCAUUAUCGGUGGUGGGCCAGGAGGACUAGGCACGGCCAUCGCCCUAUCUCAACUCCCGUUUGUUCGGAUCACUCUGUAUGAGAAAAAUCCGGAACCUCGUGAGGCUGGUGCUGGGAUAAGUCUCAGUGCAAAUGCGUGGAAAGUACUGGACUUGCUUGGAGCCAGCGAGGAGGUCAAGGGAGGAUCCAAGUCAAACACACAUCAACGUAAUGCAUUUACAGGUGAUGUUCUCGGCGUGGUUAAAUCACCUGAAAACGCACAGGCAGACUCCCGUGGGGCGAUUCGUGCCCGCAGGACACGCCUCCAAUCGGCACUGCUCUCUCGAGUGCCAGAAGGCACUAUCCAAUAUGGAAAGAAGCUCAUUCAUCUAGAGAAUCUGCCGACUAGAGGAGUGCGUUUAGUCUUUCAUGAUCAAACAGAGGCAGUUGCAGACCUUGUUGUCGGGGCAGAUGGGAUACAAUCUAUUGUUCGCCGGACAUUAUUGCCAGAUCAUCACCUCUCUUUCACGGGAACCAUUGCGUGGCGGGUGAUUGUGGCCAAAGCAUGCCUGGCUCAUAUCCCGGACAUCACAACUUCUACGAGCUGGUGGUGGGGUGAAUCGGGCCACGUCUAUUUCUCAGAUGUCGAUGAUGAGGAUGAAAAGAACCCUUACUUUGAAAUCACUGUGCGUGGAUAUCGUGAGCCCGAGAUCCUAGGGAGGACUGUUGUCUGGGGAGUUCCUGCCACUAACGAUCGCGUCGCCUCUCGUGUUGAGAAAUACGAUCGACGAAUAAAGGACGCUGUGAGCAUCGUACCAGAAGGAGCCUGGAGAGAGUUCGCCAUGUUUGCAGGGCCACGCCUAGACAGGAUCAUUGGCUGGGACAACAAGGUCGCCCUUAUCGGAGAUUCCAGUCAUCCUCUCUCCGGUGCUUUUGGUUCAGGCGCAACAUUUGCCAUGGAAGACGGUUGGAUUCUUGCACGGGCCUUGGAUUACUCUCAAUCACUUGGUCUUUCUAUAAGAGACGCUCUCGAAAUCUUCAACAAUAUCCGCUCUCCAUAUUAUGCCAGAAUGUAUGAGCAUCUGGAUGAAUUAGAGGAGAAGAUGCGAAAAUCGCGACAAGAAAGCAAAGACUUCGAUGACUUCCUACGUGCCAAGAUUAAGUACUUGAUAUAUGGAGACAAGGACUUCAUUUACAAGAAUGACAUUCAGAAGGUUUGGGAAGACUACAUAGUAUCAGCAGAAGGACAACCACGAUAG
Messenger RNA from Penicillium daleae, 1266 nucleotides. RefSeq names its product FAD-binding monooxygenase. Gene Ontology annotation, molecular function: FAD binding. The transcript has 5 exons. The record is from RefSeq and is a predicted model, not a curated record. Gene Ontology annotation, biological process: secondary metabolite biosynthetic process. The coding region runs from base 1 to 1266 and encodes 421 amino acids. NCBI's taxonomy places the organism in Eukaryota, Fungi, Ascomycota, Eurotiomycetes, Eurotiales, Aspergillaceae.